UAUACUUCCGGUGUGAAUUUAACGCCUGAAUUCUCCAGUUGCCAAGGAAUAAAACCUCGGAUAACCACUGAGCCGUAACACGGAUACGUUAGUCGGAACUUUUUGUCUUAAUAGCGUAACCCACAGCGUGUUUUAAUAUAACAUGAAUUAAUCGUGUGCUUUAAUAUUAAUAGAUACGUAGACACGUAAAAUAACAACUUAACUUUCCACCGGUGAUUUGCGUUACAACGGUUUUCUGAUAUGAUGCAAGCAAGCUUACCAGUGAAUUUGGAUGGACGUUUCAAUGAUUUGACCAUGAGAAGGAGUCCGAGGAGACCCCUUAUCCUGAAAAGAAGAAAACUACCUUUUCAGCAAAAUGAAGCAGCUGACGCACGCUCUCCGUCUGCUGCUUCAAGCUCCAAAGAAUCCUCAAAACCAGCUGCCAGUCAGUGCCUCCUAGAUGGUGUCCACAUCAUGGGUCAUUCAUCCAUGUCUGACACUCAGGUGGUUUUCAUCCCCAAAGACGUGGAUCUUCAGGUUGUUAUUGAUGCCAUUACUGCAAAAAGUAAAGAGUGUGGUGACCAGGGUCCAAGCAAGUUCAUCCUUCUGAGUGAGAGUGGAAGCCGGGACAAUGGAUCUUCUUGUCAAGAAUUUGCCAGAGAAGAAUCUGUUCCUACGAGGAGUCCAGUUGGACAAUCUGUAAGCUCGGAAGCCACAUUCAACACUGAAGCUGAUCAUCAAUCUGGCUGUAAAUACGUGAUUAAAGAAGCGAGUUGCAGCCCGUUAGACGACAGCCUCACAAACAUCCAGUGGCUGGGCAAGAUGGACUCCUGUGCCCUAGAGCCGGAUUCUGAAGAACAGACGACAGACAAAUCGAUUCCAACAUCCCAGAAUUUACAGCCACAUGGUCCAUACGCCAGUGCAGAAGCUGUCCAGGGUACCGAAGCAGAGAGACCUCCAUACUCCUACAUGGCCAUGAUUCAGUUUGCCAUCAACAGCAAGAAGGACAGGAGGAUGACGCUGAAGGAAAUCUAUGCAUGGAUCGAGGACAAUUUUCCCUAUUAUCGAGAUGUGGCCAAACCGGGCUGGAAGAAUUCUAUUCGACACAACCUUUCUCUGCACGACAUGUUCAUUCGCAAGUCAUCACCCGAUGGUAAAACGUCCUUCUGGACAAUCCCUCCUGAGGUUAACCGAUGCCUCACUCUUGAUCAGGUUUAUAAGCCCUGUUGUGAUCCAGUGGCUGCUGCCGUUCCCGCACCAAUGCUUUCAUGUUCCCAUCAAAGAACGGCUGCUGUUGGCAGAAAAAUACCAGCCUCUUCUGAGAGAAGGAUGAAACCGCUUCUCCCUCGAACCGAAUCCUACUUGGUUCCGAUCCAGCUCCCUGUGGCCUCUCCGUUGUAUCUGUCAACCCCAUCUGCCUCCUUUAGCUACGCUUGCCCCAAGCAGAAGCAGACCUUUUCUCGAGGGGCAAAGAGAGUCCGCAUAGCUCCUAAGGUGACACAAAGCAGCAUCUCGGUUGUGGCUGAAUCUCCUCCCAAGAUCACUAACCUGAAGCUGGAGAUAAAGGAGGAGCCAGUUGAUGUUCCAAUAAGAUGUGAGACUCCCAUUCGUCCUCCGAAGAGACAAGCCAGCAGCUCUCGACGCAAACAGAGCCUGGCUAACUCGCUGCACGAGGAGCCUGUUCUCCUCUGUCCUGAUAGUGACUUCUUCGACUCUGGUGUAGCUUCUGAUGUGUCGACGUUCCAGGACGUUCUGGAUGUCGGGCCGAAUGAGCAGCGGCACAGACAAGACAGUCCUGACCGGGGGUUCUCCUUCAAGACUCCGAUAAAGAGCAUCACCCACCUGACCUCUUCCACCCCCAGCAAACGCUCUUCUGUUGGACUCGAGCCAUGGCUUGUGACCCCUGUGGGCAAAGGGAGCCAAAACAUUCUGGACUUCAGUCCUAUUCGCACUCCGAGCGGUCCUGUAGCCACGCCCCGGCACGAAUACACCACCUUCAGUCUGAACAGCACUCCCUUUAAAGACCUGGCUCUGUUCAGCUCCCCCCGGGAGCUGCUCACCACGGCUCCCUGCAGAGUCACCAGAUCAACGGAGUCGCCGAUCGGACACCCGCAAAGCAGCUGCUCCAGGGAGCUCCUGCAAGCCGGCAGCGCCACGCCCACUAACCGCUCGCUCACGGAGGGCCUCGUGCUGGACCUCAUGAACGACAGCCUGAGCAAGAUUCUGGUGGACAUCAGCUUCACGGGUCUGGACGAGGAACUGGGCAUCGCUAAUAUCAGCUGGUCAGAGUUCAUCGGGCAGGUUUAGAUCACUGGAAAGAUAAACUGCAGAAUUUGGAGAAAACACUACAAACCACACACACACACUCUUUAUUGCUUUAAUGAAACUUUAUUGACAAACCGCAGGUUGAUUUUUAAAUAUUAACGCAUCUUUAUGAAUAUAUGUUACAAGAAGAGAGCCGUCGUCUCUCUGGAACAAAACGAGCUCCUUUUUGCUUUGCUUGAGCAGAUUUUUGCUGCCGUUUCUGGUGAAGUUUGAGAUAAACGACAGCGAGGCUUGCUCACUCGUGCUUGGCUGUUUCUCUGCUAGUUUGGGUUUGUUUGUUUUGCUCAUUUAAAUCACUUAUUGGAUUAUUAACGUCCGAACAUUUUAAUCCACAACUGUCGUUGAAAGAAGAUGAAUAUUUAAGUGUAUAAAUAAGUUGAUUUGCACAUUCUAAUAUAUGAUUUACAGCACUUCCAUCUGCAAGUGGGAAAGAGUUUCUGAAUAUUUUAGAAAGAUCUUUCUGUGCCUCGUGGUUCAAACAGCGUUUGGAACCGCAUUAGACUGUAGGAGUAAGAAAGUAUUACUAUUAUUAGCACUAACAGCAAUAGGAUUGUCUCUGUUUACUUUAGAAAUGUACGUUGUUGUUUUAAUUCUCACUGACUGGAAUGUUUUUGCCAUCUUCCAGAUCUGAUCAGAAGGGAGGAUUUGUGUCUUCACAUUUAACAUCAAAAGGGACUAAAGAAUAUUUUAUUUGUAUUCUCUGAGAAAGCUUGAUGGCUUUUAUUCUUGUCUUGAAGCAGAAUCAGCAAAAUAGAGGAAAACAUCUGUGUUGGUGCGUGGAAGAUAGCAUGGAAGUUUCUUUAGAGACCAAGUUUGUUGGCACAAACUAUUGUGACUUCAUUUUUUAUGCUACAUGUGAGUGAAAAUGUGUAGUUUCGCUUUCUAGAGCUGCAGGUGAUUACUUCCUUUCAUCGGUGGAAUUAAUGAAGUGAGGUGUAACGUUUCUGGAAAACUCAGUCUGAAUACACAUUUCUACUCUUGUGUAAAUAAAAGUCGACAAGAAGCACGAACA
Molecule: messenger RNA, 3316 nt
Organism: Nothobranchius furzeri (turquoise killifish)
Lineage: Eukaryota; Metazoa; Chordata; Actinopteri; Cyprinodontiformes; Nothobranchiidae
Gene: foxm1
Product: forkhead box M1
Biological process (GO): G2/M transition of mitotic cell cycle; regulation of transcription by RNA polymerase II; regulation of cell population proliferation
Cellular component (GO): nucleus
Molecular function (GO): RNA polymerase II transcription regulatory region sequence-specific DNA binding; DNA-binding transcription factor activity
Source: RefSeq, a predicted model, not a curated record